GUGUUUAACAGGAUCUAUUAGCACAAAAAGUAAACCCAAAAACUGGCUCAGUCUCUGCUUUAAGAUUUGUUGGCUAUGGCCGGCAUGCAUGCAUGGGAUGCUAAUACAAUGUUACCAUUCCAUUACUUUAUUUAUAUCACCUUUUUUAUAAAUCUGAAAUUCAAUGCAACAAGACAAACAAAAUAAUAUGAUACUCUGAAACUUGAUCCUUAAAUCUCAAAUGUUUACCAUUCAAAGCUUCAUUCUCCGAAUCCAUGAAAAAGGCCACAAAUGUCUGGGUUUUCAUCUUCAUAAUCAUUGUCAACGUUGCAUUUUCCCAGAAAACAAACUGUACCCUUGAUUUCGAGUUCAAAGGUGCCUCAAAUUCAAGCAAUGAGAAUGGCGAUUGGGGUGGAUUUCUUAACCAAAACCGUUGUGGAACCACAUUCAAUGGCUACCUCAAAGCAUUGGGGGUUAGAGCAAAUCAAACUGGGUUUAUAUUCUUGGAUUCAAGUGAGCAAACGAGGUGCUUGAAUUCAAUGAAAAGAUUCGAUUGUGGGAUGGAGAAGCUAACAUCGGGUGGUGGGGGAUGCUCCAAUUAUUCGACGGCCGAUGUUGAACAAAAACUGGGGAAUGAGCUGCGGAGUUUGAGUGAAAAUUGUAGGUUUGCUUCAUGUGGUUCGUGUGUUAGAAGCUGGGAAUCCAUUAAUGGAGGGUCGAAUUUAGAAGAGUCGAUGAUUUGCAGGUUUGCGGUGCUGGUUUCAUUAACAAGUCUUAAGGUUGAAGAUGAGGAGAAUAUUCAAAGGAUUUAUGAAUGCCUUUCCAAUAACACCCGCGUUUAUGGAGAGAAGGAAGAAUUAACAAAGAAAUCAAAAGGAAAAAGGGGUAUUUGGAUUCUAAUUGGAUGCAUAGUGGGGUUUGUUGUCAUUAUUGUUACAGUCAUCAUCUUCUCCAAGACAUGUUGUAAAUCAAAACCAUCCUUCAAAACACAUGCAAUUAAGGAUGUUUUAUUGAAGAAACCAGGUUGUCCCAAAUUCCCAAUCAAAGAGGUUUAUUUUGCUACCAACAGUUUAGAUGAAUCAAAUUUCAUUGGUGAAGGAACUGCUGGAAAGGUGUAUAAAGGCAUACUAUCAAACAAGGAGCAUGUUGCAAUAAAGCACAUUAUAAAGGAUGGAAAGGUGGAGACAUUUGUGAGGGAAGUUACAAGUUUAUCUCACAUCAACCAUCCAAACCUUGUGAGAUUGGUUGGUUAUUGUUCAAGUAAACAACAUUGCUUCCUCAUAUAUGAACUCUGCCCUAAUGGGAACCUUGCAAAUUGGCUAUUUGGGAAAGACAGGGUGCUUUCAUGGAUCAAGAGGCUGGAGAUCGCGGUCGGCAGUGCUCGAGGUCUUCAGUUUCUCCAUACAUAUUCUGAAGGCUGCAUAGUUCAUCGUGAUAUCAAGGUCAGUCAACGUAGUUUCUCUCCAAUAAUAUCGCAAAAUCAAGUUAUGAUGGGUUUUAGUGUCUUAACUUUGCAGCCAACAAACAUUCUGUUGGGGCCAAACUUUGAACCGAAGCUGUCGGAUUUUGGGUUAUGUAAGGUGAUUGAAAUUGGGGAAACCUAUGUGAGCUCCGAAGUUAGAGGAACAUUCGGGUAUGUCGACCCUGAAUAUCAAAACGAUCGCCGAGUCAAUUCAUCUGGCGAUGUUUUCAGCUUUGGAGUUGUGUUGCUCCAGAUCCUGUCGGGGAAGAAGGUUUUCAAUUUGAACCUGGAAAAACCAAUCCCCUUGAAUAAAAUGGCCAGAAUCCUAAGAAGAGGUGGGAGUGUACAACGAUUUGCAGACCCAAAACUUGAAGGCCAAUACUCAAUGGAAGCUUUUGACAUAACAUUCAAGCUGGCACUCUCAUGCACAUCACUCAAACAACAACGACCAUCAAUGGAGCAAGUUGUUGUCAACUUAGAGAAGGCCCUUCACAUUUCAACAAUGGCCACUGCUUCAACUCCACAAACCACACCCUAACUCACCAAUACUUUUCAAUUCUCAUCUAUAAUUCUUGGCCUUUUUAUAAAAUUUCGAGGGUUAAUGUAGUAGAAAAAUAUACCUUUAAACGAAUUUAUUUGAUCAAUUAGGAGACAAUUAAUAAAAUAACUAAAAAAUAUGUAAUUUAUAAAAGUAGAGGAUUAACCAGGAAAUAUGUAUUGUCUUCUUUUUUCGAGUUUCUUAGUUGAUGUUAUAAAGGUAAAGCGUUUGCAGCAAACUAUUUUAUGUGUAGAACAAUUAAGAAAUACUAUUUUCAGGAUAUAAUGCUUUUA
Gossypium raimondii (Peruvian cotton) is the source of this 2272-nucleotide messenger RNA. RefSeq names its product probable serine/threonine-protein kinase PBL28. The transcript has 6 exons. Lineage: Eukaryota; Viridiplantae; Streptophyta; Magnoliopsida; Malvales; Malvaceae. Gene Ontology annotation, biological process: protein phosphorylation. The record is from RefSeq and is a predicted model, not a curated record. Gene Ontology annotation, molecular function: protein kinase activity; ATP binding. Bases 255 to 1979 code for a protein of 574 amino acids.